Molecule: messenger RNA, 3129 nt
Organism: Ceutorhynchus assimilis (cabbage seed weevil)
Lineage: Eukaryota; Metazoa; Arthropoda; Insecta; Coleoptera; Curculionidae
Source: the annotation of a GenBank genome assembly
AUGAGAAAAGAUGGUGGAUACCUCAUCCCCAUCAAGACAGAUGCCCCUUUGGACCCCGACAGUGUCCUCAAAACACUUUUCUGUCGUUAUACCACUGGCUAUGGCACAAGAGAUAAUGUAGAUUCAAUAUUGUUUAAUUCUUGGUAUACUAAGAAACUAGAAAAAAGUGAGGCAGAUGAAAAGUUGCGGGUAGUUCAGAAAGCUGCAGAAAUCAUUAGAGAAGAUAUACGUGCUGCCGUAUAUGAUUGCAGCGUUUAUCCACCCGCAGAAAAAUCCUCAGUUUUAUGCAAUAUUCCUAAAAGUUUAGACACGCUACUGGAGACAAUUAUGAAAUUAAAAAAUUUAGAAAAUGAGCGCCACGAUAUGAAAAAGGCAGCUAUAGGUCAGGCAAUAAUAAGCGCAUGUCGACCAAGGUCAUUCAUAUCUCCAAUUUUACUUGGUAUUGGUGUAUAUGUCCAUAGAGAAUUUGGCUCCAGGCAGAUCGUGGACUUCCUAAACAAUUGGGGAUUUUCGGUGACCUACAACGAAACAUAUCGAUAUCAAAACUGCAUAAUAAAAGACAAUGUCGAGACGGUUGCCAGCGAAAAUAGUCUUGUCCAGUACUGCUUUGAUAACGCGGAUUUUAAUAUUGAAAAUCUUACUGGCCAUGGCACAUUUCACAGUUUCGGAGGUAUUCGAUUGACUACUCCUUCGCCACCUGCAACACCAAAAUCGAUUGCUCGCCAAAUUGACAUUGUUUCUUCUACAGCAACAGCAGAGAAAGAUGACAUUUCCAUCAGUUGGUACAAAGCACCAAAGACACUUCCAUUGAAAAAUGUUAUAGUAAGAGACAUUAAAAUCGAUAAUACAGAAAUGAAAAAUUUAAUGAAAUGUGCCAAAACUUUGGAUCUAUUAUGGUUGUCUAGCAACUGGGCAGGAGUCGACAAACCACCAUCCUGGGGAGGAGCGAUGAAACUAGCGCUAAGUGGAUACGUGGAAUGUGAAAAAACAAGUGUUACAAUUUUACCUUUUAUUAAUAUGUCUCCAACUGAUCCAAGCACUAUUUAUUCUGCUUUGAAGUUUGCUUUAAAAGAAACUCGACAGCUGGGGCAAGAGCACUGUAUAGUAACUUUUGAUCAACAAUUGUAUGAUAAAGUGAUCGAUCCACAGGUUUUAAUAGCGAUGGAGGAGGAGGAAUUACGCAAAAUAUUUCCUUCAUACGGAGAUAGGAUUGCAAUAUUAGAGUUUUGUAACAGAUAUCAAAAUACCAAAAGUCGUAAACAAACUCUUUUGGAACGUUUACGCCAAAAAAUGUCAAGUAGAAAAAAAAGAAAUGCCUCGAGUUCAAGCGAAGAUGAAGAAAAUGAUCUUGAUAAAAAAACGAAGAUUCCAAAGAACACAAAAAUGCAGGAGACGCGCUUUGUCGAAAUUGGAUGGUUUUUGUCAACAAAAGAAGAUGAGGUACCGAAACAACCGCCUUCUACAACUGUAACAGUUCAUCGAGGUCACAUAUUCGAGGAAAUUCUUGAAAUUUUCGAUUCAAAGUCAAUAACGGGUGAUGUUAAAGUCCAAAUAGUGCUUUCCAAUGGAGAAUUGGAAGCAGCGGCUGACAUUGGCGGAGUUUGGAAAGAUGCCUUAAGCGAAUUUUGGGCAACAAUGUCAGAAAAAUGUACUGGUGGGACGAAUAUUUUGGUGCCUCAAUUGAGGCAUGAUUUUGGUUGUAAAAAGUGGCGAGCUAUCGCGAGGGUGCUAAAAAAGGGGUGGUCCUCUGUAGGAUAUUUUCCUGUUAAAUUAUCGAAAAUCUUUAUGGAAAAUUCCAUAUUCAAACGAUCAUACACCAGCGUUGAACAAGAAUUUCUGCAAUACAUUAAUGGGGAAGAUAGAUAUGUAUUGGAAGAAGCUUUGAAAAACUUUCAAACUGUAGAAAAAGAUGAGCUGAUUGAUAUAUUAGCACGAUUCGAUUGUAAAUCAUUGGUAACAGAGGCCAAUUUUAAGGUUAUUCUUGACGAAAUUGCCAAUAAGGAAAUUAUACAGAAACCAGCAUUUGUAGCCAACUGCUUCUAUGAAGAGCUUAGAAAUUUCAUGUCCCUUGAGGAGUUAGCCACUGAGUACAAAACACGACAACCAACCGCAAGAAAUACUUUAAAAUUAAUAAAGUUUGAAAAUGCUUCCAACCCGAAUCGUGAAAAAGUUUCUGAGCUCUUGCAAAAAUUUAUACGAGAGUCUGAUGAAAGAUUGCGAAAGUCAUUUCUGAGAUUUUGUACCGGUGCAGAUAAACCAUUGGGCGAUGAUAUAAAGAUAUAAGAACUAGCUUCAGGUUGCUCGAUUUCUGCCGAAGUAUGGCUUAAAGCUGAAUCAUUUAAAACUUUUUUGAACUUGUCACCAACAUAUUUAACGGAACAGGAUUUGUGCCAUUUGGCUUUGUUUGUUUGGAAGGUUGCUUUUAUACCAUCACCUUUACCUAAUAUAUCGACAAGGUACCCAGCAUCCAAUCUCUAUUGGACGCCCACAGCAGCUGAUGUCAACUUGACAGAAAGUAAACAACACAAGGAACCUUGCUUGAAACAUAGUGUGACCCAGGCGACCCUGGGUGCCGCACCACCUGCACCGGACAGUGCACCACCUGCACCGCCCACUCCAAAAGUUGCGCCGUCAGCCUCGACCAAAUCAUCACAACCGACGAACCUGGGACCAUACACUGCGCGCACCUGCACCGGUGUGACCCAGUGUUCAGUUCAAACGAGAGCAUCUGGAUCUCGAGCAAACCUAACCUCACUAGAGGAUAAUAUAAAUACAAUAACAGAAACAGCUGUUCUUAGUCACAGAAAACCAGGAAAAUCUGGGAAAACACCAGAAGAAUCAGAAUCCUUACUAGCACAAGCACAUAAAAUGGAAAUAGUGCAGACAAGGGUUAUGAAUGAAAUAAUAAAUCUCAGUCCAAACAGAAAUAACACGAAUCAUGAACGCAAGGAUGCUGGAGAAUCUACUUCUGAUGGUAAUUGGACUACUGUACAACAUAGAGAUAGAGAUAGAGAUAGAGAUAGAGAUAGAGAUAGAGAUAGAGAUAGAGAUAGAGAUAGAGAUAGAGAUAGAGAUAGAGAUAGAGAUAGAGAUAGAGAUAGAGAUAGAGAUAGAGAUAGAGAUAGAUAG